Molecule: messenger RNA, 1185 nt
Organism: Ophidiomyces ophidiicola
Lineage: Eukaryota; Fungi; Ascomycota; Eurotiomycetes; Onygenales; Onygenaceae
Exons: 5
Coding region: 1-1185 (394 amino acids)
Biological process (GO): protein phosphorylation
Molecular function (GO): ATP binding; protein kinase activity
Source: RefSeq, a predicted model, not a curated record
AUGAAUGAAGAGUGGAAAGCCUACCACCCAAGUAACCUGCUUCACACACAGGAAUGGAUAGCAAGAUACAAACCUGGCGGGUACCACCCUGUAAUCCUUGGUGACUGCCUCAAUGAUAGCCGCUAUACCAUAUACCACAAAUUGGGAUGGGGUGGCUACUCGACAGUCUGGCUUGCUCGCGAUCACAGACUUCGCCGGUGGGUGUCAAUUAAGAUUAUUACGGCAGAUAGCUCGCAAAAGUCCAAGGAGCUUGAAAAUUUGGAAAUCUUAGCCAAGAAAUCUCAAAGUGGACUUUUGAAAAACUACAUCGUUGAAGUUUUUGAUCACUUUUUUCAUAAAGGGCCCAAUGGAAACCAUCUCUGUAUUGUUUUUGAAUUACUUGGGCCCACAAUCAGCACAGUUCUUCAGGACUACAGUGAUGGUGGAGACCGCCUGGACGAAGACACUAUUUUAAAAUUGACAAAGCAAUUGUUAAUUGCUCUUGCUUUUAUACAUAAGUCUGGCUUAGUGCAUGGUGAUAUCAGCGGUAGAAACAUUGCAUUCAGCUGUAAUCGCCUCUCACAACUAUCUGAAAAGGAUCUUUUUGAGGUUCUUGGAGCACCUAGAGUGGAGGAUCUUGUCAGAAUUGAUGGGGCGCCGCUAGCAGAUGGCAUGCCUCAUCAAAUGGUUGAAGCUGCAAAAUGGGAUGAUUGGAUAGAUGAAGAUGAUGAGGACCUGCGAAUACUUGAUUUUGGAGAGGCAUUUCAUCAAGGUAGUGCGCCUAGCAAGCUUUCCCAACCAGGAAACUUGCAAGUGCCGGAGUCGAUAAUGACAGAUCACCUCGAUUACAGGCUUGAUUUAUGGCGUGCUGGCUUGAUGAUCUAUUCCUUUGUGUUUACAUCAAUUCCAUUUUUUUACCUUGGUGAUAAUACCGCCUUAAUCAUGCGGAUGGUCCAGUUUGUGGGCGGCGAGCUACCGAAUGAAUGGAGGGACAAAUGGGAACGAUUGGUUGCUGAGAGGGCCCAGGACAGCUUGGCUCAGAAUGGCCACCAAUCCGAGUCAGAGCUCGAUAUGAGAUUUGAUGGAGUACACGAACCAGCGCUCAAGGGACUAUCAGAAACCGUAAAGAGCCUAUUAAGACUCAACCCUUCCGAUCGAGUUUCUGCACAAGACGCCCUGGACCUACUUCCUACUAACACUACUUGA